This is a messenger RNA of Paramecium tetraurelia, 480 nucleotides long. RefSeq lists its product as uncharacterized. Lineage: Eukaryota; Ciliophora; Oligohymenophorea; Peniculida; Parameciidae. The transcript has 3 exons. The record is from RefSeq and is a predicted model, not a curated record. Gene Ontology annotation, biological process: peroxisome fission; regulation of peroxisome size. Gene Ontology annotation, cellular component: peroxisomal membrane.
AUGUCAACAUAUUCUGUCUAUAUAUUUUAUUUCUUUUUCCAUCUAAUAGAGAGUAUUAUGGUCAUACAUUAAAUGGGAUUUUUUGAGAAAACAUUCAAUCAUCAAUUAUUGAAAAUUAUUUCUCAUUCUUUUUGGACCUUAGGAUUGUUAACAUAAUUAGUUUUCUAUUUAAAUAGAUUAAGAACCAAUUUUAGAAGAGAGUCUGAGAUGAAGUAAUAAAUUUAAAAUGGGAUAUCUAAUUAGGAAUUUAUUACUUAAAUCAAAGCCUUGACAAAUGAAAGAUAUCAAUAUGGACUACUGAUUUUAAGAAUCAUAGGUGAUCUAACCUGUGCUAUGUAAAAAGCAUAAAUACCAGAACAAAUAUUAAAUACAAGAUUUAACAGAGGAUUAGUUGCAUUAGGAGGUUUAAUGAGUUCAGCCAUUUAGAUCUAUUUGCAGGCUAAAAGUGAAGAUAAAAAAGAAAAUGUGUGUGAGGUUUGA